AUGACGAGUCCGAUCACGCCAAGCAAUGGCAGUGGCAGGGCUUUGUCGUUAACGCCUGGUGCCACAGUCUUGAAGACUCCUUUAAGUGAAGAGACGAUCUGGAAACGACUUAAAGACGCUGGAUUUGAUGAAGAAUCCGUUAAAAGAAGAGAUAAGGCUGCUCUUAUUGCUUAUAUAGCCAAACUUGAAGCCGAGAUGAUUGACCUUCAAUACUAUAUGGGGCUUCUCGUAUUGGAAAAAAAGGAGUGGACUUCAAAAUAUGAGCAAAUGAAAGCAUCUGCCGAAACAGCUGAUUUAAUGCGUAGGCAUGACCAAGCUGCACACUUAUCUGCUUUAGCUGAGGCAAAGAAACGAGAAGAAAGUUUGAAGAAGGCUUUAGGAGUUGAGAAGGAGUGUAUAUCAAGUAUGGAAAAAGCCUUGCAUGAGAUGCGUACAGAAUCUGCUGAAAUCAAGGUCGCAGCUGACUCUCAGUUGGCUGAAGCACGCAAUAUGGUUCAAGAUGCACAAAAAAAGUUUUUAGAUGCUGAGGCAAAAAUGCAUGCUGCUGAAGCUUUACAAGCUGAAGCUAGCCGGUUUCACCGAGCUGCAGAAAGAAAGCUCCAGGAAGUUGAGGCACGUGAAGCUGAUCUUAGCAGGCGUAUGACUGCUUUCAAAACUGAUUGUGAUGGAAAAGAAAAGGAGAUAGGUCUUGAGAGACAAUCUUUGAGUGAAAGACGGAAGGUUUUGCAGCAGGAACAGGAAAGAUUACUCGAUGGACAAUCUUUGCUGAACCAGAGGGAGGAUUAUGUUGCCAGUAAAUCUCAAGAGCUAAAUCAACUUGAAAAGGACCUGGAAGCCUCAAAAGCAAAUAUUGAGAAGGAACGUAGAGCCCUAAAUGAUGAAAAAUCCAAUCUGGAGCUAACGAUAGCUUCCUUGUCUCAAAGAGAGGAGGCUGUUAUUGAGAGAGAAGCUGUACUAAGCAAGAGAGAGCAAGAGCUACUUGUUUUACAGGAAAAGAUUGCUAGCAAGGAAUCUGUUGAAAUUCAAAAAGCUGUUGCCAAUCAUGAGAAUGUUUUGAGAACAAGGAAUUCAGAAUUUGAAGCAGAGCUGGACCUGAAACGCAAAUUGGUGGAAGAUGAAAUUGAGGCCAAGAGACGGGCUUGGGAAUUGAGGGAGGUUGAUCUUAAACAGAGGGAGGACUUGGUGCUAGAAAAGGAACAUGACUUGGAGAUUCAAUCAAGAGCCUUGGGAGAUAAGGAGAAGGAUGUGACAGACAAGAUCAAUUUUCUUGAUGAUAAAGAAAGAAGUUUGAGUGUCAUAGAGAACGAUAUUGAGUUGAGAAGAGCUCUUCUGCUGCAAGAAAGAGAAGAGAUUAACAAAACAAAGCUAGAUCUUCAGAAGUCUUUGGACUCACUGGAAGACGAAAGAAAACAAGUUGAUUAUGCAAAGGAGAAACUACAGACCUUGACAAGUGAAACAAAUGAGUUAGCAGCUUUAGAGAUGAAUCUGAAAGAAGAAGUUGACACUCUCAGGGCUCAGAAACUAGAACUCAUGACUGAAGAAAACAGACUGAAACUUGAGAAGGCUAAAUUUGAAACUGAGUGGGAGUUGAUUGAUGAGAAAAGAGAAGAGCUAAGGAAGGAAGCUGAACGUGUAGCUGAGGAAAGAGAAGCUGUUUCUAGGUUACUCAAAGAUGAGCGUGAUAGCCUUAGACUAGAAAAGAAAUCAAUACAAGAUCAGCAGAAGCAAGAUGUGGAGUCACUUAAUCGUGAGCGUGAAGAAUUCAUGAAUAAAAUGGAGCAUGAGCGCUCUGAGUGGUUCAACAGAAUUCAGAAGGAACAUGCAGACUUCUUGUUGGGCAUUGAGAUGCAGAAGAGGGAACUGGAGAGCAGUAUUGAAAAAAGGCGUGAAGAGAUAGAAAGCUAUUUAAGUGAUAAAGAGAAAGCCUUUGAGCUAGAAAAGAAAACUGAGCUUCAACAUAUUGCCUCUCUUAGAGAAAAAGCAGAGAAAGAGUUGGAACAAGCUGCUUUAGAAAUGAAGAAACUUGAUGCUGAGAGAAUGGAGAUAAAUGUGGACCGUGAGAGAAGGGAUGGAGAAUGGGCAAUGCUGAAUAAAUCCAUCGAGGAACUUAGGGGUCAGACACAGAAACUAGAGAAACAAAGGCAAUUGUUACAUGGAGAGAGAGAGGAGAUUUCUGUUCAGAUCGAGCAGCUGAAAAAAUUGGAUGAUUUGAAACUUGCCUUGGAUGAUAUGGAACUGGAAGAGAUGCAACAAUCCAAUAUGGACUCUAGCCGGCAGAAAAUUUCUGCAAUAAGGCGUCUGAAGCAACAAGAUAUUGGACAAGAUACUGCUAACAUUCUAGGUGGACUCAACUCUCCUACGCUAAAAACAGAUGUUGCUUCCACCCCAAACUCUGCUCGUUUUUCGUGGAUCAAGCGUUGCACUGAAUUGAUCUUCAAAAAUUCCCCUGAGAGGCCUCUGUCGAAGAGUGAGGAGUCUGGGAUGUCUGGCCAUGAAUAUGCCACUUUGAAAACUGGAAAAUUGGAUUCUUCUAAUGGAUAUUGUGGGCAAAAACACAAGUCAGUAGAAAUUUUUGACAAAAGUCAGCCUAUUAGAUAUGCCUAUGGUGAGCCAAAGGUGAUACUUGAAGUGCCUCCUGAAGGAGAGAUUACAAAGGAAGCAUGUGGUGUUGAAUAUGAUAUCGCAGAACUUGCAAAUGAAAGGAUCACACACCCAAUUUCUGAUCUAGCACUGCAGGCUGGAAGAAAAAGGCGAGUUGACAACUCUUCGUUGGAUGAUUCAGUUGAUUUUCAGCCGGGGAAAAGUCGGAGCAAUAAGAAAAGGAGGCAAAAGGAAAUUGCCAGCGCAAAUUUACCUGAAGAUACUAUUAAUGACAUCGUAACUUCAACCCAGGAAGUUGUUUGUAAGGAUCAGGAUGCAGCUGAAGAUGCAGAUGUACUAAUGAUAGACAAAAUCAUUAAAGUUUCUGAAGUGACUUGUGAAAUAACUGACGACACUUUUGCUAAUCAAGAAAAAACAGUGCGCCUUCAAAAUUCUGAAAAGACAUCCAAACAUAAUACUGGUACAAGCGGGGAGGUUUCAUAA
Messenger RNA from Dovyalis caffra, 3084 nucleotides. Lineage: Eukaryota; Viridiplantae; Streptophyta; Magnoliopsida; Malpighiales; Salicaceae. The record is from the annotation of a GenBank genome assembly.